AUGUGGCGAAAAAGACUGAUUCAACGAGAUAUCUUGCCUGCAUUAAGAUUUAAAACUUGUCGUCUACUUUCAGGAAAUGUUUGGAAUAGAGAACUUCCAAUAAUACAAUGUCGUAUUCUCGGAAGAUUGAGGAACAAGAAGAAAUCUAUUAAGAGAAAGAUUUAUUCUUGAGAAAAUCUUAACAGUUACAUCCAAUCACAAACUACACGAAAGUUGCCUUUUUUUUAUGGAGAUUUACCCAUCACAGAGAUGCACAGAGGAAGAGAACGAACUUCAUAUAUCCCCUUUCUACUCAAUCCAAAAACAAGAUCGGACGUUAUCCCGGUUCGUCUCCAUUUUUGUUAAACUAUUCCUCAAGCAAGGCAGCUGAUAGGUCAUAGAAGGGUUUGUGUGCAUAAUGAAAUCGUUAACAUUACUCAUUUUAAACUCUCCCAUGGUGAUAUAAUAUCUUUUCAAGAAAAUGAUGCGAGAACCCGCAAUGAAGAAAUAAAGAGAUCCUUCUAUAUCGAAAUAUCAGUUGAGAAAAUAAUAGGAAAAUUCCUGGAUCACCUGUGGAGAAGAACUAAAACAGAAUGGUUCCACCAACUCAAAACUAAGAGGGGAUGCCACCUACUACUAAAAUCCCGGUCUUUGCAACAAUUGUGUUUUUCUAUGCAGGAAGAAGACUUAGAAAGAUCAAAGAAGUUUGGAUCCGAAAAAGUAUGCUUAGGCAGUUCUUUCGCUGAGCACAACAAAAUGAAGAGGAAUCUCUAUAUCAAAUCAAUAUUCUUAUCGAAGAGAAAGAACGAGAAAAACCAAAAUAUUCCUACUCGAACAAGAAGUCCUAUAGUUUACAACUCUUCUUUAUAUAGUAAUUCGACCUAUUGCUCCGCCCCCCAUCAGUUUACUAAAAAGAUCAAAAUAAAAAGGAUUGAACUACCUACUCUUUAUUCGGAGGUGAAUCAUAGAACACCAAAGGUUGUGGUAUCUUAUGGACCUAACAUAGGUCACAUACCUCACGACAUAAGAUUGAAAGAUCCAAACCUUCUUCUUCGGAGCGGAAAGGGAUGUGGCCAAAACAUAUAAAGAUCGGUGUAGUCGCUCAUAGGGACACAUCUAUCCGGAUAGAGGAUACUCUAGGUCGUUUCAUAGAUAGAUAUCUCUCCAUAUAGAUAGGUAUCUCCAUGGAUAGAGAUAAAGAUAGGGAUCCAUCUAGAUCUUGAUUCACUAUUU
Solanum stenotomum is the source of this 1212-nucleotide messenger RNA. RefSeq names its product ribosomal protein S4, mitochondrial. Gene Ontology annotation, cellular component: small ribosomal subunit. Gene Ontology annotation, biological process: positive regulation of translational fidelity. Gene Ontology annotation, molecular function: structural constituent of ribosome; rRNA binding. NCBI's taxonomy places the organism in Eukaryota, Viridiplantae, Streptophyta, Magnoliopsida, Solanales, Solanaceae. The record is from RefSeq and is a predicted model, not a curated record.